CUUCACGCACAACAGUAUUUUUGUUAGUCUUGUAGCUUUCUUCAGGUCUGAUUGUUUUGGAAUGUUAUCAUUUUAGUUUUCCCCCUUUCAACAAGAGAAAACAGGAGGAGAUUUUAUCAUGACUCAAUCUAGCUCCAAUGGGCAGUUUGCUGACUGAUUUUAAGUCAGUGACUUAUGAUGCCGCUGAAACGAACAAAUCCUUCGAGGGCUUACAAGCGAAAGGCUAAACAGACAGGCAAAGAAAGUGCAGCUCGUGAUGCAGUAAGAGCAGUUGUUUUGGGAUCCCAGCGCUUUGAGAAAGCAUCAGUGAUUAACAGUAUUUUAGGAGAUGAAGUCAAGUCUGAUGAAUACUUCAUGACGUCUGUGAGGAGAGACGGUGAAGUGAAUGGAAGAAAGAUCACUCUGAUUAACACUCCCUGCUGGUGGAAGGAGUAUGGUGUGAAAGACUCACCAGAAGUUGUCAAACAGGAACUGGUGUGCAGUGUCUUCAAGUGUCCUCCAGGACCUCAUGUUUUUCUGCUGGUUAUUGAUCUCAGUUUGCCUUUUACUCAAGAACACAGAAUCAGCAUUGAGGAACAUCUGAAUCUCUUUGGAGAGAGAAUCUGGUCACACAUCAUAGUGCUCUUUACACAAACAAUUUCUCUGAAUGAAGAAUCCAUUGAGCAGCACAUACAGAGUCAAGGAGAAGAUCUGCAAAAGAUCAUACAGAGAUGUGGAGACAGAUACCAAGUUUUUGAUAUUGAAAAUAAAGGAAAUGGAGUUGAAGAACUGCUUGUGAAGAUUGAUGGUGUUGUGGCAGUAAACAAUGGCAAACACUUUGCAACUCAUGAGGACAUGCUACUCGAGAUUCAGAGAAAGAGAGACGAAAACCAAGAGAAAGCAAAAGCUAGACGAUUAAAGGUUCAGGAGAAAAGAGAUCUGCUGACAGAAAAAGGAGAUGUGUUAUCACUCCCAUCGCUGAGAGUUGUACUGGUGGGUUGGAUCCUUUCUGGAAAAAGUUUAACAGGAAACACCAUCUUGAAUCAGGACACAUUUAAAGCAGGAAAAAACAAGACAUACGUACAAGGUUCUGGUGAAGUUAAUGGAAGGAAGAUAACAGUGUUGGACACGCCAGGCUGGUGGAAGUAUUUCCCGACUAAAUUCAAUCCAGAGUUUGUGAGGACCUCAAUUCUAGAGAGUAUUUCAGAAAGUGGGAAAUUUCCCCAUGCAAUAAUAUUAGUGAUAACUGCAGACACCUCGUUUCAGCAAGAACAAAAGAGAAUCAUCGAUGAAAAUAUGACUACUCUCGGAGAGGAUGUGUGGAGACACACCAUAGUUUUGUUCACAUGGGGCAAUAUAUUUCCAGACAUCUCAAUCGAGGAGCACAUUGAGAGUGAAGGAGACUCACUCCAGUGGCUGAUUGAGAAAUGUGGGAACAGAUAUCACAUCUUUGACAACACAGACAUGAAGAAUCGAGCUCAAGUCACAGAGCUGCUCCAGAAGAUUGAUCAGAUGGUGGCAGAAAACUGUUUGUUCCGUCUCGACACUCAUUGUGAUGCAGAAAUGAAUCUUCAUGAGACCGACACACAACAAGAUCUGGAUUUAGAGGAGGAAAUAAGUCUGGACCCACAGCAUGUGCUGAAAUUACUAAAUCAGGAGUUGAACAACAGAUUAAAGGAGAUAAAAAACAAGACAAAAGAAUUAGGGAAGGAUUUCACUGAACGUCUAGAAUGUGCAAGUCAGAGAAGUUUGCCAAACCCCCCAGAAUUUAAAGAGGAUGAAUCAAAUAACCCUUCUGAAACACAGAUCAGCAAACAUCAACAGGAGAUCAAGCCAGUUGAUGAAAAACUCAUGAAUAAGAUCGAGAGAGAAGGAAGCAGAUGGGAAUCUAUAAUAAUGGAGGGGUUCUGGAGGGUUUUGCAGACAUCUAAAGCAUCAAGUGAUGAGAAUGUGAUCCAAAUACCAGGGGCUGACGUGUGGAAGUGGCUUCAAAGAUGUGAGGAAUACAGCACAUCUGGAUAUGAAACAAUCUCCAAUCUCAGUGAUCCAGCAGAAGAUCCACAGAAUACAGACACAUCAGAGGAUAAUAAUUGCUUCAGAGCAACAGACAUCAUAGCCUUCAACAGAUGACAUGUUCUUGUGCUCAGCUGGAAUUCCCUCUAACGCCAUGUUUGAUUUUUAAUGGGAAUGAAAACGAGGCUGUGAGGGAUAGACUUACAGUCUCUUCAAUGGCACGAAUGGUAUAAAGCUUUAUAAAGCUCCUGCAUCACAUCUGAUUUUACACAACUCAUAUUGUCUGGAGUUCUUUGUAUACUGAAUGUUCUUGGACAGGUAUUUUAUCAAUGUUUUGCCCAUGAAAAAAAAAACACUUUAAACGGCAGUACAACCCAUUGAAGAGACUAUGUCUAUUCCUCACAGCCUAGUUGUCAUUCCCAUUUAAAAUCAAAGAUGGCUGAAAUGGGGCCAGUGGUGGCUCAGUGGUUAAGGCUCUGGGUUACUGACUGAAAGGUCGGGGGUUCAAGCCCCAGCACUGCCAAGAUACUACUGUUGGGCCCUUGAGCAAGGCCCUUGACCCUAUCCCCUCCAGGGGUGCUGUUUCAUGGCUGACCCUGCACUCUGACCCCAGCUUAGUUGGGAUAUGUGAAAACAACUGCAUUUCAUUGGCUCUGUACCUUGUACUCUGCACAAUGACAAUAAAGUUGAAUCUUAAAAAUCGUAAUCUUAAAUGUAGUGAGACAUGUUAAUAAAUGUUACUGUGUAA
Xyrauchen texanus (razorback sucker) is the source of this 2740-nucleotide messenger RNA. RefSeq names its product GTPase IMAP family member 8-like. NCBI's taxonomy places the organism in Eukaryota, Metazoa, Chordata, Actinopteri, Cypriniformes, Catostomidae. Gene Ontology annotation, molecular function: GTP binding. The transcript has 7 exons. The coding region runs from base 175 to 2109 and encodes 644 amino acids. The record is from RefSeq and is a predicted model, not a curated record.